AUGGCGAUGAUGAUGACUGGCCGUGUGCUGCUGGUGUGUGCCCUCUGCGUGCUGUGGUGCGGUGCGGCCGAUGGAGAUGUUGGUGUUGUUUCUGGUGGGGACGACAACAUUCUGAAAGAAUUAUUUAUUCCAGUUGCGAGAUUGCAGUUAAGAAAAGAAGGAGGAGCAGCAGAAGCAGCAGCCGACGCAGAGGCAGCAGCAGAAGAAGCAGAGGCAGCAGCAGAAGCAACAAAAAAAGCAGCAGCAAAAGCAAAAGAAGCAGAGGCAGCAGCAGAAGCGGCAAAGGCAGCAGCAGAGGCAGCAGCAGCAGCAGCAAAGGCAGAAGAAUCAGAAGCAAAAGCAAAAGCAGCAGCAGCAGCAACUGAAUCAGCAAAAGCAGCAGCAAAAGCAAAAGAAGCAGAGGCAGCAGCAGAAGUAGCAAAAGCAGCAGCAAUAAAAGCAAAGACAGCGGCAGAGGCUGCAGCAGCAAAAGCAGAAGAAGUAGAAGCAAAGGCAGCAGCAGAGGCAGCAGCAAAGGCAGCAGCAGAGGCAACCCAAGCGGCAAAGGCAGCAGCAGAGGCAGCAGCAACGGCAACAGAAGCGGCAGAAGCAGCAGAGGAAGCAGCAGAAGCAGCAGCCACAGCAGCAAACGCGGCAACACCUGCAGGAGCAAAAGCAAAAGCAGAAGAAGCAGCAGAAGCAGCAGCAACAUCAACACUAGUAGCAACAUCAGCAGCAAAAGCAGCAGACGAAGCAGCAGAAAAGGCAGCAAAAGCAAAAGCAGCAGCAGAAACAGCCGAAGCAGCAGCAGCAGCAGCAACAUCAACACUAGUAGCAACAUCAGCAGCAAAAGCAGCAGACGAAGCAGCAGAAAAGGCAGCAAAAGCAAAAGCAGCAGCAGAAACAGCCGAAGCAGCAGCAGCAGCAGCAGCAGAGGCAGCAGCAGCAGAAAAAGCAGCAACGGAAGCGGACGCAAAAGCAGCAGCAGAAAAGAAAGCAGAGGCAGCAGCAGAAGCACUGCGAGGUACAGCAGUCGGAGAAAAGGAGGUAAAAACAGCAACACAUGAUCAGGAUAAUUCAGUCGAACACCAUUCUGAAGAAAAACAAGAGAUUCUAAAAGAAGAGGAACGACAAGAAAAAGAACAGCAUGAAAAGCAGCAACACCAACAGCGUGAACAUUCCGCACGAAAUGGUGAAGAAUCCGCGAAACACAAAACUGCUAAUGGUACAAAUGCAACCGCAAUUAAGGACGACACCGACGGCAGCACCGCGGCCUCCCACACCACCUCCCCUCUUUUGCUUCUUCUUGUUGCGUGUGCGGCUGCUGCUGCGGUGGUGGCCGCGUGA
This is a messenger RNA of Trypanosoma cruzi, 1326 nucleotides long. Its product is annotated as mucin-associated surface protein (MASP), putative. The coding region runs from base 1 to 1326 and encodes 441 amino acids. The transcript has a single exon. NCBI's taxonomy places the organism in Eukaryota, Euglenozoa, Kinetoplastea, Trypanosomatida, Trypanosomatidae. The record is from RefSeq and is a predicted model, not a curated record.